Messenger RNA from Mauremys mutica (yellowpond turtle), 2665 nucleotides. RefSeq names its product TATA-box binding protein associated factor, RNA polymerase I subunit D (gene TAF1D). Gene Ontology annotation, biological process: regulation of DNA-templated transcription. Gene Ontology annotation, cellular component: RNA polymerase transcription factor SL1 complex; nucleoplasm; nucleus. The transcript has 16 exons. Bases 165 to 1262 code for a protein of 365 amino acids. NCBI's taxonomy places the organism in Eukaryota, Metazoa, Chordata, Testudines, Geoemydidae. The record is from RefSeq and is a predicted model, not a curated record.
GGGCAGCCCCCCCCUCCCCCUUCCGGCUCCCUUCUUCCCAUCAGGCUAGCCAGGUCUCGCGAGAGCAAGUGCGCUAUUUAAGAAGCCGCACAGCCCUGCUGCAGCCCUUGCCUUGGCCGCCUAGAGAGCGUGAGGAGGACAGAGGAACAAAUUGAAAGAUCAGAAUGACCGAUGCUGAUGAAGCCAAGACUUCAGCUUUUGACCACUUUGAAGAUUCCCAAGAUCUAAUAUAUACUCCUCAAGAACAGUUUAAUGUGCAUGAACAUGUAACUGCAAGGAAUUCAUGUUUAGGCUCUGCACAGAAAGAUUCUGUAUGUGAAAAAUCUUCACAGGAAUCCUACACCAGUGGUAGAUCUUCCAAAUAUUUCACCUACUUGACCACUGUUCCGACCAAUGCUCUGCUGGAUGACGACAAUUCGGAGAUUGACCUUUCUGAUUCUACUAGCAGCUUGAUCCAACAUGAGUGUAACAGUACACCGGCAGCUCGAAGUUCAACAAGACAAUUGGUAAACUCUCCAGCAAAUACAUUAGACAGAGACACUUUGACUGAAUCCUCUCUAGACUCUGGGUCUCCAUUAAAGUUGGCCAAAUCCCCAGGGCUGUCUAGAUCUGCACUCAAUUUAAAAGCCAGUUUUGACUAUCACUUGAGGAGGAAGUAUAGGAGACAAGCACAUCAAAGAUGUAAGGAGAAACCAAAAGAGAGAGAGAAGAGGUACAAGAGCACAGGAAAACCUAGAGGGAGACCACGACUAACUCUUCCACCAGAAGAGCAGAAAAAAAGACUUCUAGACAGAGGCUUUCAGUUUCCUUUUGUGGAAAAAGAAUAUGGAAGGAAACAUAUCCCCAUGAAAAUGAUUUCUGAAUAUGAGCAAGCAGCUUUAAAGGGAUAUUUCCAAUACAUUAAGAUGGUCAAAUGUGAAGAACAUCUCAAAAAGGCUUUAAAAAACCUGAAUGCUAGUGAGGAUUUAGAAAAUGAAUGUAUGGCAAUGCGGAAACACAAAUACAUAGAUGACGAAGGACCCAUUUCUCCUAUUCAGGAGACAAAUGGAGAUGACCACAACUUGGAUCCUGAUCAAGAAGGAUUUGGUGCCACAAUAGUUGAGAACAGCUGUUUCAUAUUAAGCAGCAAACUUCCAAGCAAGAAAAAAUCAAAGACAAAAGCAAAGCAUGCAAAACUAAUCAGAGAAGAUGAAGAGGAGGAAGAACAUGCUGCUGAUGGGCCUGGGCCUGUACAGGAGAUACUACACAGAUCAGAAAACUAGUACAUCAUGGAAUCCCGUAAAUGCUGGUUGCUGUAACCCUGACUCUGAGCAUACAUAUCUUCAUAUGCUGCUCCACUUGUCAACAAAACAUCCACUUCAAACAAUGUUCAGCAUUCAACUUAAACUUUCAGUUAUUGCAAGUGAUUGAUGUAGCAUCAUCUAGGUUGUAAAUGUAUAACUUCAGUCUCCUUUGGACAUGAACAUGGCAAACAUCCCCUCACUGUGGUUUGAAAAACUUCAUGCUGGAUUUGGGAAUGGAGUCCUUGCUGGUUCAAUUGUCCUUUUUUGGGGAGAGAGAGAGAGAGAGAAAAAAAGGAACCAUUUUGGUUUAUUGCUACUUCAAGAGUUUCUGGAACUUCCAAAAUACAUUGAAAUCAGGAUGGAAAUACGUAGCUAGUUGGUGAAAAGGAGCAUUUCCUAUGGCAUUCUGACUGUAGAGACACAACGUGAAUGCAGUCACGGUCAGGAAGAUCAUCUUCAUACCGAGAAGGGAGUCCAAAUAACUGUGGAACACUCGGUCUCGAUCACAUUUUCUUGGUGGAGUACAUGUUUAGAAAGCAAGGCAAGUGAAGUGAUUACAAAGAAGCUUUGUCAACCAGAAAUUAGGAGAUGCCUGUUCACAAGGCACUAGCUCAGUUAACACUCGACAUGGAUUGAAAAUCUUGUCACAAAAGGAAAUGGGCAAAUUGCUGGAGGGACUUCACUACACUACUAGACAGACCAGGUUUCAUUAUGAUGAAAGAAUUGUUUGGAAGACAGUAUUGUGACAUCAACUUGUUUGUCUAUGGCUGACAAAUCACUUACCAGAAAUCCCAAAUGAAGACCAGGAAUGAACAUGGAUAUGGAAAAGACUUUCUAGCUGUAUUGCAAAGGGAGCUGUAUCCAGGAUGCAGACUGAGCCGUCCUUUCUUCAAGAAGGGAGAAGAUGAGGGGGUGAGGUCGAGGGGAAACUCCAGAACCAUGUCCUCAAAUAUAAUAGCAAGGAAAGGUCAGCUAUGUAAAGCUGUGAUAUCAGAAUUAACCCUGUUAAAUAGCAGCCACUCGAGCUCAUAAUAUCCCUUUAUUCAUUCUUCAUACGCCACUACCUGUGAGUUGGUCAACUUCUAAAUCCGAGCUAGUCAAUAGGCAGACCAAAUCCAGACUGCCAGAUGCUUUCGAACAGACCCCAGAAUCUUUUUUUAUUUACUUACUAGAGCUGUCGAUUUAAUCACAGUUAACUUGCACGAUUAACUCAAAUUAAUUGAUUAAUUGCAUGGUUCAUAAAUUUCAAUUAGUAGUCUAUUUAAAUAUUUUGGAUGUUUUUCUACAUUUUCAAAUAUAUUGUAUUUUGUGUUAUAAUUGAAAUCCAAGUGUCACCAGAAAGUGAGAACAGGCAGUUGCAUGGCAUUUUUGUAGCUGGCAUU